CGGAUGUUGUUGUUGACUGAUGACGUUCGUCAUAGUUGAGCGUUCGUGUUUUCACUGUCUUCGCUUGUCGUUGUAGCGGCAGCCAGCUGUUAAAUAUGUCGGCUAAUCUCACUGGGAAGUGAGAACGGAUCAGGCGAUCUACAGAAACGGGGUACAGAGGAGGUGGCAACGGGGAAGACCUAGUUGUUCUGGAAGGCCGAAGCUAGAGGAUAUCUGGAUUAAGGAAAUCUGCGUUUCCUUGGCGAAGCAAAUACGAAGCGUUGGUUAACAACGGGAGAGGGACUUAUCAGUAGAGAGAAGGAAAUGAAAAGCACCAAAAUCUGGGUCACAUCAGCCAUGUAAAAUAUUUAAAAUGAGAAAUAUCUUUUUAGAUUUCUACUUUCUAUUGCUAGCUAGCUACGAAAGACCGGCAAGUCUUGUUGUGCCACUCACUGAGACCAAAGUAUUGGACGACGGAUUGGAGAAACCGAAUAGCUGGCUAUCGUUACUUAAAUAGCUAACAUUAUAUGGGUUACGCUGACUAAACAUUAUUUGGUGGUUUGUGUGCAAGUGAGAAAGACGACCAUAAGGCAAGGUUGCUUAUGGUUUUGCUAUAUAUAUAGGCUACACUCUCGUCAGCACGAUACAUUGGCGACGUUAGUUUGGCAGCUUCAGGGAAUAGAAUGUUUCGUGAAAACGGGAGGCUGUCAGAAAUACAGCCGAAUAGCAAACGUGGCUUCCUUAUUUGCUAUCACUAUCAGGAUUUUAUAGUUGUAUAGUUACAUGUAUUUCUCUCCAGAACAAUGUGGCAUUUGUAUAGGUGUUAGCUAAGGUUGUAUGCCAGCGUGUCACACGUCGACAAACGUGUCCAGGUGCCGUGUGACAAUCUAGACGAGGGUGAGGGUCGGACAGGUGUACGUAGGUGUAGCAAAGACGGAAACCGAAGACGGUAGUUAUGUUGACUACUGCCAGCAAUACGGCGAUCAAAGAGCAGUCAGUUUUAUGGUGGAUAGCAUGAACUCGCAGCUGGAUUUUAACUCUCACAAGGGCGCAAUGCUAGUGUGCUACUUGAACAUUUUAGAUAUUAAAAUAGCAGUCCUUGGCAGAAACAUUUACACCCUAUAACCGGAUUCUCAUAUCAGUAUGCAAAACAUUAUUUGACAAGGUGCACAGGAAUUCGUAGAACAGGUUGUAAAUUAGAGACUGUAUUGCCAGGGAUCAGCUGACCAUUGGCAGUGUUGUAGACGUUACCGAAACAUAGUAUAUUCGUUUUUAUCUGGCUAGUUAGGGACCAAACCUUAAAAAGGCACCAAACCUGUGUGCUAGAAAAGGUAGUGGAGACUGUUUUUGAGCGCCAGUCCUGUGACUGUCAGCAAACGUCUGUGGACAUCGGUGUGAUGCUGCUUAGCUGCUCCCUCUGACGGACUGCCAGGCUGUAGCCAUGAGGACUGUGUGGGGGCUCAGCCCUGUCAUGAUGCCGUCUUUACCGCAGCUGCUACUUCUGUUACUGGGGACCACAUGCCAACUGGGACUGGCCAUGCCAUCUGAAGAGAGGCACAGGUUGAGGAAUCAGGUGGUGGAGAUGUUUGACCACGCUUACAAGAACUACAUGGACCAUGCUUACCCAGCAGAUGAGCUGAUGCCCCUGACGUGUCGGGGGAGGGUGAGGGGCCUGGAGCCCAGCCGUGGGGACGUGGAUGAUGCGCUGGGGAAGUUCUCUCUCACCCUCAUCGACUCCCUGGACACCCUGGCGCUCCUGAACAAGACGGCGGAGUUCGAGGCCGCAGUGAGGAAAGUGCUAACAGACGUGCGCCUAGACAACGACGUCGUGGUGUCCGUCUUUGAGACCAACAUCCGUGUGCUAGGGGGCCUGCUGGGGGGCCACUCCAUGGCGGUGCUGCUGAGGGAGGGGGGCCGGCACAUGCUCUGGUACCAGGACCAGCUGCUGCACAUGGCCAAGGACCUGGGGCUGAGACUGCUGCCAGCCUUCAACACCAGCAGUGGCCUGCCCUACCCCAGAGUGAACCUUCGCCAUGGUGUGCAGGGCCCUGCCACACGAACAGGCACUGAGACGGACACCUGCACUGCCUGUGCCGGGACCAUUAUACUGGAGUUCGCAGCCCUGAGCCGAUUCACUGGGGACCCCGUGUUCGAGGAGCAUGCUCGGCGAGCCCUGGACUUCCUGUGGGAGAAGAGACAGAGGAACAGCAACCUGGUGGGAACCACCAUCAACAUCCACUCUGGGGAGUGGGUCCGCAGAGACAGCGGGGUUGGGGCGGGCAUCGACUCGUACUACGAGUACCUGCUGAAGGCCUACAUCCUCUUGGGGGAUGACCUCUUCCUGCAGCGGUUCAACAUUCACUACGCGUCUAUAAUGAAGUACAUCAGCCAGCCGCCCCUGCUGCUGGACGUGCACAUCCACAAGCCCCUGAUGCCGGCGCGCACCUGGAUGGACUCCCUCCUCGCCUUCUUCCCCGGGCUGCAGGUCCUGAAAGGAGAUAUUCGUCCCGCUAUAGAGACACACGAAAUGUUGUAUCAAGUCACCAAGAAGCAUAAUUUCCUGCCCGAGGCGUUCACCACAGACUUCCGCGUGCACUGGGCCCAGCACCCCCUGAGACCAGAGUUUGCUGAGAGCACCUACUUCCUGUACAAAGCCACUCGGGACCCAUACUACCUAGAGGUUGGCCGCACCGUGCUGGAGAACCUCAACCGCUUCGCCCGCGUGCCCUGCGGCUUCGCUGCCAUGAAGGAUGUGCGGACGGGCAGCCACGAAGACCGUAUGGACUCCUUCUUCUUGGCCGAGAUGUUUAAAUACCUCUACCUGCUGUUCGCCGACGAGGAGGACCUGCCCUUCGACGUGGAAGACUACAUCUUCACCACCGAGGCCCACCUCCUGCCCCUGUCCCUGUCCACUGCCCUGCGCUCGGCAGCGCCCUCUGCUGACAACAACACCGUACUACCUCCCGCCGGGGAAGAGCUGGACGACUCCAACUUCGAGUGGACGUGCCCCAACACCCGGCUGCUGUUCCCCGACCCGGGCUUCCCGCGCACGCUCCGGGAGCCAAUCAGGAGCGCCGUGGACAAGAGCUGCCACGUGGCGUCGUCUCGCAGCGAGCCGGGACUAGGCCGUGCCCCUCUGAGAGCACGGGACUUCAUGGCCAGUAACCCUGAGCACCUGGAGCUGCUGCGGAGGAUGGGGGUCAGUCUCAUACACCUGAAGGACGGCAGGGUGCAGCUGGUGCAGCACGCUACCCAGGCGGUCAGCCCUGUGGCUGCUGAGGAUGGGAUGCGCUUCAUGCAGGAGAUGAUGGAGCUGUCCAGCCAGCAGCAGAAGGAGCAGCUCCCGCCCCGCGCCGUGCAGAUCGUCUCGCACCCCUUCUUCGGCAGAGUGGUACUGACCGCCGGCCCGGCGCAGUUCGGAACGGACCUGUCCAAGAGCACCACGGGGGUCCAGGGCUCUGUGGUGGUGGCGGAGCCCUACAGCGGCUGUGCGGAGCUCGCUAACGGGGUCCUGGUGGCGGGACGCAUCGCCCUGCUGCAGCGUGGCCAGUGCAUGUUCGCCGAGAAGGCCAGGAACAUCCAGAAGGCGGGGGCCAUCGGGGGCAUCGUCAUCGACGACAACGAGGGCAGCAGCAGCGACACCGCCCCCCUGUUCCAGAUGGCCGGGGAUGGGCGCAGCACCGAUGACGUCACCUUGCCCCUCCUCUUCCUGUUCCACAAGGAGGGCAACAUCCUGAUGGAGGCGUUACGAGAGUACAGAGAGGUGGAGGUGCUGCUGAGCGACAAGGCCAGAGACCGAGCUGCCUUAUAUAAAGGUAAAGCCCUCCCCAGCUACCUCCAGAGCAGUGAAGACCCUGACGGACAUGAAGGAGACUGCACAGCUGAAGAGGAGGACCACGCUGCUCCCUCCCCCUCCACGCCUGUGGACCAAUCCCAAGCCGCUGUCGGGGAGCCAGACGAAUUGACUGAGGGCGAAGAUGAGCCCGGCGCGGAGGACAAGCCCGAGGACAGUGAAGGGGGGGAGGAGCCAGCAGAUGAUGGAGACUCUAACAGCCAAUCGAUUGACUCGCUGCUCGCCGACUGGAAGGAGGACUUGGAAGCUUUUCAGCAGAUGGAAAAGGAUGAGCUUUGACAUAUUUCUCUCCCCCCCCCUCCCCCCCUCUUAACUCUUAACAAGGGUACAGUCCUGCCUUGCUACAGGCUGCGAGGCCAGUUCACUGUGGCUCCUGUAGGGGACGACACUUUGGGGUGAGCAGCAGCAGCCCGAAUCGAACCCAUAGUUCUGGCCACACUCUUACCGCUGCCGCCCCCCCCCCCCCCCCCCGCCUCCUGGUCCCAGGUGAGAGAACCAAGCAUCGAUAGCCUCCAUCUCCCCCCGCCUUCAACAGACUGCUGACCGAUGCAUGGCCGAACCCCCUCCUGCUGGGCACGGACUGGAACCCUGAAAUGACUGGAAACAAAACAAGAAGCACGCCUUUCACUUACUGUCGUUUUGUCAUGAUUUCUCUUUCUUUCCUCUUCCUCAUACAUUUCAGGAUCACGGGGACAGGUUUAAAUAGCGAAUCCCGUUGAACAGCUGCGGAAUCGGUUCGCCGAUCGAUCCACGGCGGUGAUGAUGUCACCGCGCGUUCCCCUGCGCUGCGAUAAAGGGAGAGCGGAGGCGCGGGGGUAGAUGAUAUCACCGGCCCUCCGGGAAACGUCUCUCGCUCAGGGACGCAAAGUAAAAAUGUCCCUGAGUUCUGGCUCAGACAGAGUGAUGCUGCACAGGGCGGGGUAAUACUCGUUUGUUCAGACAACACUUACGCCCACCCGCUCGCCUCCAGACAAAAAUGUUCUUCUACAGAGCUGUUUGGAGUUGAAAAUGUCUGCAAGUGUACAUAUGUGUCUUAUGUUAUCAAAGGAACUGCCAAGAGCCUUGCCUCUGAUUGGUCAGAGGGAAGAUAGAUUGACUCGCACUCUGUGGACUUUUUUGACUGCCUUUUGCGGCCGACACUGAUUAAGCCACCAUUUUAAAUUUUAGCUUUGAAAUUUGGUCACCUCUUUUUGGGCAAAUUGAGAUUUUGACAUGACUCAAGUGCCCAUUUUAAUCUAUAUUUUAAGGGAAUUGUCUGGUCAUAAUUUUAGCUUUUUUGUAUGCCUUUCUAAAUAACACAAUGAAGGUAAUAACACACUAUUAGUUUCCUUUCUCAUUUCCACAUUUACAGUGUAUGUGCCGGUUACCAGGCAUUCUGUGCUGCUAAUAAAAUUUCAGUGUUUACCAGUUGAAUGGGUAUUCAAAUGAGUGAAUCGCAAUGGGAAUUUUGCUGUAUACUGAGUUGGUUAAUAAACACAUUUUAUUUCUAGCCUUAUACAAUGGGAAAGCUGGUUUUUAGGUACACAGAAACUCACUGUCAGAUCUGUACUGUGACAUUUCUUUUGUAUAUGAAUUGGUUCUAGAUAUGUCAGUGAUCAGGUUUUGCCACAAGGCCAAGUGAAGAAGCUUCCAGAAGUCUCUCUUGCACUCCUCUGAGGCAGCUGGGAAUAGGUACACAAAUCAAGGACUGCUUUUUCAAACACGUAUCAGCGCUGGUAUUGGCAUCAUUGAUUGGAUAUCUGUUGCAGCAUAUUUUUAAUGUCCUUUGGUACCGUGAUGGCUACACAAUGUGCUAUGAAUGACAUGUCUUACAAGAUGAGAUGCACAACUUAUUGCAGUCAUUCAGAUACAUAUUUGUCAGGCAACAGGUAGAAACUUAAACUGUUGCACAAAGGUAUAUUUGGGAAAAUCCUUCUUUCAUCAAAUGUAAAAUUCAGGCUGUACCUUAAAAUAUUUGUUAAAUGCUGCAGUUGCAUAUCCAUGGCUUCUUGGCCAACAGGUCAGGUCCUGUCAACUAGUCACAAUGGAUAACACUUGAAACUGUGAAGCAGAGUGGCAGGACAAGAAGACCAUUAUAGUCUGGGAAGAAUAAUCUCCCCAUUGUGGGGAUAGACUCAUAUUAGAAAAAAUGAUUAGCUUGUCUGAGACCUGUCACCUUGCUGCUAAACUUUAAUGUAUGUUUUACAGAGCCUAAUGAUGUUUGAAGCAACUGGGUUAAGAAAAUGAGCAGGAUAUGAGUUUUAAAUAAAAGUGUAAAAUUA
Molecule: messenger RNA, 6093 nt
Organism: Conger conger (European conger)
Lineage: Eukaryota; Metazoa; Chordata; Actinopteri; Anguilliformes; Congridae
Gene: edem3
Product: ER degradation enhancer, mannosidase alpha-like 3
Exons: 20
Coding region: 1421-4111 (896 amino acids)
Biological process (GO): mannose trimming involved in glycoprotein ERAD pathway; carbohydrate metabolic process; endoplasmic reticulum mannose trimming
Cellular component (GO): membrane; endoplasmic reticulum
Molecular function (GO): calcium ion binding; mannosyl-oligosaccharide 1,2-alpha-mannosidase activity
Source: RefSeq, a predicted model, not a curated record